GAAUAAUUGAUUAAAAAAUCAGAAAAAAUCGGAAAAAAUUAGAAAGAAUCAGGAAAAAUUAUAAAAAAUUAGAAAGAAAAUGGAAAUAAAUCUGGAAUAGUGUAACUACAUUUGCAUGUCAUAAAGAGCAUUCAUGGCCAGAGGAAGAUGCGGUAAUUGACAAAUUAAUUAGAGAAACGGAAGAACAAGGAAAAAUUGGGGAAAAAUUCUGGAAUAGUGCAUCUUGAUGGUCUCUCUCGUUCACCUCGACGUGCGUGGCUCCACGCGCAGAUGACGGUUGCAGGUAAUUUAUCAUCUCUAACGCGUGUCAUUCGGCAACAUGCACAGAGUGCAGCGUACUCCACUCUCCUCCUUGAAUCUCAAAAUGUUUUCCAAGAGGUUUGCUUCGAGUCCAACAGGUUGCCCGCACCUCGGACGACUCAUUGUCAGUACAGCUCUGUACAACUAUCCAUUUGCCCAGGCAGACCAAGGAGAUUUUAUUCUGCGCUUGAAAGACACGAAUCAAACAGAACUCGUACCAGAUGCUACCGGUACACAGUGUUUAGACCAUGGACUGGGGCUCUUAGGACAGGAUCGUCGAAGCUUAGGCCAACAUUGAAGCACGACCAGUCUAGACACCUGAGCAAAGAGGAUCCAAAGGAUCAAUCGAGGCAAGGAGAAUCUUACUGCGUCAGAUCCAAGAGGGAUGCUCAAAUCCAACGAUCGUAGCCCAACUCAGAGGAGAAGACUACAGUGGCGAGGUUAUACUGGAGGAAGAAUAACCGCCACUCCUUUAAUUCGAAGAUUUGAUUCGCAAAGUCCUGAGCGGAGGAUGAUCAACC
Molecule: messenger RNA, 821 nt
Organism: Athalia rosae (coleseed sawfly)
Lineage: Eukaryota; Metazoa; Arthropoda; Insecta; Hymenoptera; Athaliidae
Exons: 3
Coding region: 271-708 (145 amino acids)
Source: RefSeq, a predicted model, not a curated record